Diatraea saccharalis (sugarcane borer) is the source of this 438-nucleotide messenger RNA. NCBI's taxonomy places the organism in Eukaryota, Metazoa, Arthropoda, Insecta, Lepidoptera, Crambidae. The record is from the annotation of a GenBank genome assembly.
AUGAAGGUUCUCGUGUGUUUGUUGGUGUUUGCGGCGGCGGCUAACGCUGGAUACAUUGGUGGGGGUGGAUACAGCGGUGGUUUGGGUGGCGGCAGUUUUGGCGGUAGCAAUGGUGGUGGCUGGCAACUAGGAGGCGGCAGCGGUGGCUGGUCCGGCGGAGGUGGUGGAUACGGAGGUGGCUUAGGGAGUGGUCAUGGAGGAAGUUUCGGAGGUGGUCAAGGAGGUGGCUUCGGAGGUGGUCACGGAGGAGGCUUCGGAGGUAGCGGUGGACAAGUGAGAGUCGUCAAAGUCAUCAGCUCCGGCGGUGGAGGUGGUGGAUUCGGCGGCGGUCACGGCGGCUGGUCCGGCGGCAAUGGCGGUUUCAAUGGUGGUUCCAGCGGCGGUUACGGCGGCAUUGGCGGCGGCUGGAAGUCUGGUGGCGGUGCUGGCGGCUGGUAG